UACCUCGUUCCCCGGUGACCGGUUCGAGCCGAGGGCCUUUCGCGUUCCCCUCAGCCACCCGCUCAGCCGCCCCCGCCUCCUCCCAGAGGAGGUGGACUUCCGUCCGGGGCGACCGGCCGGGCACGUGUGUCGAGCUCACCCGGGAGCACCUCGCGACCACCUCGCGAGCGCGACCCAGCUUCCAGGCCAGCAGCCGCAGGAGGACGAAAUUGAAGAGACUCUGGAGGAGAGGAGACCGGAAGUCGGCGAAGGAUGACGGAAGAGGCCUCGCGAGACCCGGGGGUGGCGGACGUCACCAGCGCGGAAGAGGCCAGGGCAACCUUGGAGCUCACCUGCUCCUCGUCCAAGAACAAACCCCUUCCGGAGCGAGGAACAUGGAGCACCAAACUCGACUUCAUCCUCAGCGUGGUGGGUCUGGCCAUCGGUUUGGGCAACGUCUGGCGAUUUCCAUACCUAUGCUACAAAAACGGAGGAGGAGCCUUCCUGAUCCCGUACUUCCUCACCUUGGUCCUCGCCGGGAUACCCAUGUUCUUCAUGGAGCUGGCACUAGGACAGAUGCUGACGGUGGGAGGCCUCGGUGUCUUCAAGAUCGCCCCCCUUUUCAAGGGCAUCGGCUACGCCGCGGCCGUGAUGUCCUGCUGGAUGAACGUGUAUUACAUCGUUAUCCUUGCCUGGGCCAUUUUCUACUUCUUCAUGUCGAUGCGCAGUGAACUCCCCUGGGGCAGCUGCAACAAUUACUGGAACACGAAGAACUGCGUGAAUCCUUACGACAGGAGCGAACUUCUUUGCUGGGAACAAAUGACCAGAAAUCAUAGUAUAGUGAAGAUGUGCUCCGUGAAUCAAGUCAACGUCUCCAUCGCGGAUCUCACGGAUCCGGUGAAGGAGUUCUGGGAGCGACGAGCACUGCAGAUCAGCGUGGGCAUCGAGUACGUAGGGAAUAUCCGAUGGGAGCUAGCGGGUACUCUUCUGUUGGUCUGGAUUUUGUGCUACUUUUGCAUCUGGAAGGGUGUCAAAUGGACUGGCAAGGUUGUCUACUUCACAUCUCUCUUCCCUUACGUUCUCCUCACUAUUCUCCUGAUUCGUGGCAUCACCCUUCCCGGAGCCAUGGAGGGGAUUCGAUUCUACAUCAGUCCUAAUCUCUCCAAGCUGAAAGAGUCGGAGGUUUGGAUAGACGCAGUUACGCAGAUCUUCUUCUCCUAUGGCUUGGGUUUGGGAACCUUGGUAGCCCUUGGCAGCUACAACAAGUUCACCAACAACGUUUACAAGGAUGCCCUAAUAGUGUGCUCGGUGAAUUCAUCGACCAGCAUGUUCGCAGGAUUUGUUAUAUUUUCCGUCGUCGGCUUCAUGGCUCACGAGCAACAAAAACCCGUGGCUGAGGUCGCAGCUUCCGGUCCAGGCUUAGCGUUCCUGGCGUAUCCUUCCGCCGUCCUACAGCUUCCUGGGGCGCCUCUCUGGUCCUGCCUUUUCUUCUUCAUGCUUCUGCUCAUAGGUUUGGAUUCACAGUUCUGCACAAUGGAAGGAUUUAUCACAGCCAUGGUGGACGAGUGGCCGCACCAGCUGCGUCGUCGCAAGGAGAUCUUCAUCGCCUUCGUUUGCGUGCUGUCCUAUCUGAUAGGAAUGUCCUGCAUCUCCCAGGGCGGGAUGUACGUCUUCCAGAUCCUGGAUUCGUACGCGGUGUCGGGAUUUUGUCUUCUGUUCCUCAUAUUCUUCGAGUGUAUCUCCAUCAGCUGGGCCUUUGGCGUGAAUCGAUUCUAUGACGCCCUCCGAGACAUGAUCGGCUACUAUCCCCUCAUGUGGUGGAAGUUCUGCUGGACGGUGACAACGCCGAUGAUCUGCAUCGGAGUCUUCAUCUUUAAUUUGGUCCAAUGGACGCCAAUCAAGUACCUGGAUUACGAGUACCCAUGGUGGUCCCACGUCUUGGGGUGGUUCACGGCCUUGUCUUCGAUGCUCUGUAUACCUGGGUACAUGGUCUACGCUUGGAUGACUACUCCGGGAGACAGAGAAACGAAAUACAAGCUCCUCGUUCGAAUAGAGGACGACGUCCCGAGUUUGCGAACGAAGAUGGGACAACCUGCCCUCGAAUUGACGCCCCUCUAACGUCACAGGAGCACCCGCCCAUCGUAAACCAAUCUAUUUGAAAAGCGAUCGUGCCGUUGGAUCGCGGUUAACAAAAAUAUAUACACCAGGUCGCCAACUCUUAGCGCCGCGCGAUAUGUCGCGCCGCAAGGAGUACAAUGUAAUUAUCGAGAAAAUUGAAAAAGAAAUGUAUCGGAAGAAACGCAGUAUCACGCUGACGAAACGUGGCACGCCGGUGAAGCGUCUACCCAAGGGCUUCCAGAGAUCCUGAUGAUAUAUAAUCACGGUCCACAGAAUCGAGUCGAUCACCGGCGAGACCAGUGAGAUCACAGAUCGCACUUUCAAGAUUUUCGUAUGGAGCCUGAUCCGUGUUUGCGAUCGGUCCUGUUUUGUGACACGAAUGUUCGGAACGCAGUACAAAGAACGCGUGUACCAUAUUGUAUCCUCCCCGGGGUUCUGUCGUAUACGUACAUAUAUACCUAGCCUAGUACUGUACAAUAGUUGUCCCUAGAUUAUUUAUGACACUUCUUGGCGACCCUGAGCCCUCGCCCUCCGUGAAUACUUACUAGCCUUAACAGAGACUAGUAGACAAUAGAUGCGAAGGUGUUCAGUGGAUAGAUGCGCAUACCGCUAGCCGCGGUUUAAGCAGUCGAAUAGUCGUUAACUAUGUUAGAUUAGAAUCACUAGUUUAUUAACGUUUACGGCGAUGGUAGUUCGUUCGUGCAUUUGUCAACGGCAACCGGUCAACGAUCGGUGCACCUCGGUCUUGGAGGGGUACCGAUCCUAGCUCGCGAGAACGUCAUGAUCAUCAUCUUUACCCCCUUCUUCUACGUGACUUUUUAAUUUCCCUUUUUUGUUUUUCCUUGAUCUUCCAAAACUGUGGAUUUCACUAGGAAACGUGAAAAGAAUGUUCAGUAUUGUACAAACAGUCGUCACGGUCGGUUCGACGAGUUCACUUUCAAAAGCGUAGAAGUCAGGCGGCGAUCAUACCUCAGAUUUAUCUACUCCUGUUAUCAAGCCUACUCUCGUAAUUAAUGACAUUACUGUCAGUACUAUAGAUACUAUAUAUAUAUACAUAGACCACAUAUCCGUAGUCAUUAAAGAGAGAUGUUAUCGUGAAGCUGUUACGUUGUAUUUAUAAUAUUUAUUUCGAUAUUUAAUUAUUUUUAACUUGUUUAUUUCAUACAUUUUGUAUUUUACCGAAACUCUAUGUUAUCUCCGUCUGCAUAGCAUUUACCGGUAGGACUCAUCCGCAUGUAUCUAUUGACAUUAUCAAAUAAAUAAUUACCAAAGUUA
Orussus abietinus is the source of this 3372-nucleotide messenger RNA. RefSeq names its product sodium- and chloride-dependent GABA transporter 1 (gene Gat-a). Gene Ontology annotation, biological process: sodium ion transmembrane transport. Gene Ontology annotation, cellular component: membrane. The record is from RefSeq and is a predicted model, not a curated record. Lineage: Eukaryota; Metazoa; Arthropoda; Insecta; Hymenoptera; Orussidae. The coding region runs from base 253 to 2097 and encodes 614 amino acids. The transcript has 9 exons.